ACUGAAGUGGACCAGUGGUCGGAGAGGUCUUGUAUAAUGAUGAUUGAGACUUGUCCAUCACUGUCAAGUGGUCGCAUCCUGUCGUCUCAGGUUCUGGCCUACUUAAGCUAUCAGGCCGACGACUCCCUGCAGCCCAACCAAGGCUAAGCGUUCCCUUCUCAUUGAACUCGGUAGAAGGCGAUGUCUGUAACUUCCACGGAUGUGCUGCUUCGACACGAUCAAUCAGACAUUGUCUACAAUCGUCUAGUCAUUGCCGGAGCAGCUGUCUAUGCCUAUGAUCGAGUACUCACUGCCGGCAGAGAAGUCGAGCUGAUAUGGCGUCAAGGGAGGAUUGGCAUCGCCGUACCUAUCCUCCUUGGCUGUAUGCACUUCUCCACGAUCUUCCUGCUGGUGCUUGGCAUCGAUUUCAUGACGCCUCCCCAGUCGUGUAGGCUUCUAUAUUUUGUAUUUCGUCGCAGCCAUCAAUGCCUGUUUUCUGUAUCUCGUUUGCGGAGCCGCUUCGGCGUUGCGAACGUUCGCAGUCAACGGCAGGAAGUACACACUACCUUCUCUGGUCCUCAUCCUCUCCGCUGUCCCUGUUGUGGCAAACAUAGUCAAUAUAUCGACUGUAACUUUGGUUCUCGUCCCUCCUCCGACAAAGUGCACGGUCAACUGGAGCAUUGGAACGCCUGCGAUGCGCAACAGUACGUUCUUCGUCGGGUCUCCGUGGCAUUGCGGCGAUACGGCUUAUCGACCAUCACUACUUCUUAGUUGAGAUUGCCACGCGCGUCAGCGCUAUGACAGUCGAUGCCAUGGUGCUUUUGGCGAUGUGGCAGACUAUUGGUGGGUUCAGGAAACUUGCAGAAGGGCUUCGCGCCAACGUCU
Molecule: messenger RNA, 864 nt
Organism: Fomitopsis serialis
Lineage: Eukaryota; Fungi; Basidiomycota; Agaricomycetes; Polyporales; Fomitopsidaceae
Exons: 8
Coding region: 181-750 (189 amino acids)
Source: RefSeq, a predicted model, not a curated record